This is a messenger RNA of Talaromyces amestolkiae, 1845 nucleotides long. RefSeq lists its product as uncharacterized. Gene Ontology annotation, cellular component: membrane. The coding region runs from base 1 to 1845 and encodes 614 amino acids. The transcript has a single exon. NCBI's taxonomy places the organism in Eukaryota, Fungi, Ascomycota, Eurotiomycetes, Eurotiales, Trichocomaceae. Gene Ontology annotation, molecular function: beta-N-acetylhexosaminidase activity. Gene Ontology annotation, biological process: carbohydrate metabolic process; glycosaminoglycan metabolic process. The record is from RefSeq and is a predicted model, not a curated record.
AUGCGAGUCAGUCUGGUAACAGUCGGGUGUCUAGCCUCAGCGGUGGCUGGCGUGGCCGUCAACCCUCUGCCGGCGCCCCGGUCGAUCACCUGGGGCACUUCAGGUCCCAUCUCCGUGCCGCAGAACCUGAAUGUCCAACUCCCCAGGAACGCAAUCAUUAGCGACGCCUGGGAACGCGCCUGGACGAGCAUCAAGCAGCUGAAAUGGGUGCCCCAGGCCACCGAGGCCCCCAUUUCCUCGUACGAACCCUUCCCGACCGCCGCGCCCACUUCCACUCCCUCGACGCCUCUCCCGUCGUCUUCGGCAGCUGUUGCGCUCAACAGCCAGAAGCGCGGCCAUUCACAGGCAACCCUCAGAACCGUCACGGUGACUGUCUCGGACCUCAAUGCAGACCUACAGGCCGAGGUCGAUGAGUCUUAUACGCUUGUCCUCGACUCGGGCUCGUCCACGCUCGCAAUUACCGCCAACACCACCUGGGGCGCUCUCCACGCCUUCACGACUUUGCAGCAGCUCGUGAUCUUCCAGAACAAUGGGCUCAUCAUCGAGCAGCCCGUUUCCAUUGAAGACUCGCCGUUGUACCCCUGGCGCGGUGUCAUGAUCGACACGGGCCGAAAUUUUAUCACCACAACCAAGAUCAAGGAACAGAUUGACGGAAUGGCGUUGUCGAAACUCAACAUCUUGCACUGGCAUUUGGAUGAUUCGCAGUCUUGGCCGGUGCGCAUGAGCACGUACCCGCAGAUGACGAAUGAUGCGUAUUCGCCGUCGCAGACGUUCUCGCACGACGAUAUCAAGGAUAUUAUCGAGUAUGCGCGUGCGCGUGCUGUGCGUGUUGUGCCUGAGGUCGAUAUGCCAGGCCACUCGGCUGCGGGUUGGCAGCAGGUUGACCCUAGUAUUGUCGCCUGUGCUCAUUCCUGGUGGUCGAACGAUGUCUGGACUUAUCAUACUGCCGUGGAGCCUACUCCCGGCCAACUCGACCCUUUGAACAACAAGACUUAUGGCGUUGUUGAGAAGGUGUACAAAGAGCUCUCUGGUAUCUUUACAGAUAAUUUCUUCCACGUUGGUGGCGACGAAUUGCAGACUGGUUGCUACAACUUCAGUACCUACGUGACUGACUAUCUUGCCGCUGACCCCAGCCGCACCUACAACGACGUCACGCAGUACUGGGUCGACCACGCAUUCCCCAUCUUUAAGAGUAUCAAGAACCGUAAGCUCGUUGUUUGGGAGGAUCUGAUCAUCAACGAACCCCACGCACCCAACGUGUCGACGGAAGGCCUUCUUGUCCAGUCUUGGAACAACGGUCUCACCAACAUCAACAACCUGACCGACUUGGGCUACGAUGUUCUUGUAUCUUCUUCUGAUUUCAUGUACCUCGACUGCGGCUACGGAGGCUUUGUGACUAACGACCCCCGCUACGACGUAAUGGUCAACCCAGACGCCGUCGACGGCCUUGCAAACUUCAACUGGGGCGGAAACGGCGGUAGUUGGUGCGCGCCUUACAAGACCUGGCAGCGCAUCUACGACUACGACUUCACAACCAACUUGACCGACGCCCAAGCCGCGCAUGUCAAGGGUGCGGUUGCACCGCUCUGGUCUGAGCAGGUUGACGAUACCGUCAUUUCGGGCAAAAUGUGGCCUCGUGCUGCCGCGCUUGCGGAGUUGGUGUGGUCUGGUAACAAGGACCCCAAGACUGGCGACAAGAGGACGACGUAUAUGACGCAGCGCAUCUUGAACUUCAGAGAGUAUCUGGUUGCGAACGGAGUGCAGGCUGCGCCGCUGGUGCCCAAGUAUUGCUUGCAGCAUCCUCAUUCCUGCGAUUUGUACUAUGAUCAGACUGCGGUUGUUUGA